GUGCACGGACUGGGCGUGGCCUCUUGCAUCCUCUCCCAGUUAAAAUGCGGAAGUGAGACACUGACAAUCUUAUACACACCCGAGGAGAGAAAACUAAGGUUUCCUUCUGAAGUGCUUGACCUAUCGGGUCAAAAAGAAUAUCACCAUGUGGCCAAAUCAAGGACCUCCCGCUCCAAUGGGCCCACCAAACCCUGCCUUCCCUCCUGGCUACAACCCGGCCUUCCCUGUUGGACCUUCUGGAGGGCUCUUCCCCCAGGCUCCUAACCAAGCGUUCCCACCACACCAAUACCCAGCUGGUAAUACCCAUGGUCUGGUCCCAAAUGCACCUUAUGGAGCCCCAGGACCUUAUCCUAUGGCUCCAGGUGGAUAUCCAGGGUGCCCUCCUGCAGGUGGUCACCCAGGUCCAUACCCAGGUGGUCACCCAGGUCCGUACCCACACUCUCCUAAAGCGGGCCACAACAAAGGCUGUGACAAAGGCCACCACAAAGGCCAUGACAAAGGCCACCACAAAGGCCAUGACAAAGGCCAUCACAAAGAUCAUCAUGGAGGGAUGAAUCCCAUGGCUGGAGCAUAUCCUGGAGGAAUGGGAAUGGGAAUGGGAAUGGGAAUGGCUGGUGACAAAUGCCACAAAAAGGGGAAGAAGAUGAAGAAAGCAAAGAAAGGGGACAAGCAUGGGCACAAAAAACACGGCAAGUCCUCCUCCAGCAGCAGCAGCAGCAGUAGCAGCAGCAGCAGUGACUAAGACUGCGGCGAAACAUCUUCCGCAGAAAUGCUGCUUCUCAAACGGAUGACCUAAAACUUAAUCAUACACACACACAAGUCAUUCAACUUUUAUCAGGAUUUCUGUGAAGUAUUUACUAUUUCAUCAUAUCUAGUAUGGGGUAUUUAUAUGUAUGUAUGUAUACAUAUGGUGUAAACAUCUCCACAGCAUCUGUCUGUAUGGAUGUUUUGUCAUAAAUCUAACCCUUACCCCUUUCCUUUUUUGUGGUGUUCAUGCUAAACAUUCUGUAGUUACAGUAAAAACACUUAAAUACUACUUUGCCAACAUAUAAAAGUAUUCUGACGAGAGAUUGUAUCAUUGUUAACGCUAACCAAGUGUACAUAGGUGACUGGACUCGAAUUAUGUAAGAAAUGUGAACCCAGAAGUUUGUCUAAGAAGUUCUGUCACCUAUGUACACAUAUAACUCCUGAGGAUAACAUUCCCUGGAUAACUGAGAAUCCUCUCAUAUAUAUUAAUGUGCACAAAUCUUUCUUUAUUUACAGUCUAACGUUUUGGUUCUUGGAGAAAAUAUAACACUGUGAUUAAGUUAACACAAGUUCCUUUCUUCUGGAAGAUUAACCUAUAGAGGUGACACACACAUUUGAUUGUCCUUAUCUAACUGCCUGAUUUUGUUCUUUGUGAUUUUAUCUCUACUACUGUGAAUGACGGCAGAAAAUAAACCUUUGUAUCGCGAUUGUAAUCUCACAUAAAGAGCCUUGAUAUAAUUCUGCCAAAUAAACAGAUGGAAGUAAAA
This is a messenger RNA of Pleuronectes platessa (European plaice), 1514 nucleotides long. RefSeq names its product proline-rich protein 13. The transcript is spliced from 4 exons. The record is from RefSeq and is a predicted model, not a curated record. Lineage: Eukaryota; Metazoa; Chordata; Actinopteri; Pleuronectiformes; Pleuronectidae. Bases 146 to 742 code for a protein of 198 amino acids.